AUGAGCCAAGCGGAUAUGCAAAGGCCUGUUCUAACGUUUGUGUUUGGGGCCAUGUUUGGAGCUUUCAUCACUAGACCUAGCCCCCAAUGUUGCCAUUGUCAUCACGACCAUGAAGGUCGCAAGCAUCCGCCUGGGCUUCUCCAAGCCAUUGACAACAAGAAGAUUGGUUCAAACCAAGGAGUCGAAGUUACAACAAUACCCUCAGCAACUCCAGGCAUGGAAAACUAG
Prunus armeniaca (apricot) is the source of this 228-nucleotide messenger RNA. NCBI's taxonomy places the organism in Eukaryota, Viridiplantae, Streptophyta, Magnoliopsida, Rosales, Rosaceae. The record is from the annotation of a GenBank genome assembly.